AUGACAACAACAAAGAGAAAGAUGGAUGGUAACUUUAAAUAUGUAUUAGAAUUAAGACAAAAAGAGAAAAAGACGAUUAAUCAACAAAUAGAAGAAGCAGAGGUGGGAGAGAAAGAACUAAAGAGACAACUAUCCAAAUAUGAUCAAGCAACAGAGAUACUCGAUUUCCUAUAUCUUGCAGGAUACGGCUCUACUCAUCUAGACGUACUGAGAGAGUUGGGUGUCACCUGUGUCAUCAAUGUUGCAGAGGAAUGUCGAUGUAAAUUCCUACCCAACGACGAUGGUAUAGUCGAACACCGUCAGAUCAUUGAAGAUAUAGUACAAACCGAUCAGCACUCUACAUUCUAUCAGCUGUUCAAAGUCAUAGACAAAGUUCAGAGUCAAGGUGGAAAGGUUUUGGUUCAUUGUAUGAGAGGUAGAUCUAGAUCUGCCACCAUUGUAAUUGGUUACCUAAUAUAUAAAUACAAUUGGGAUUUAAAAAAGGCAUAUGCAUUUGUAAAAGAAAAGAGAUCGUUUAUAGGUCCACACGGUCAUCUUAAGAUACAACUAAUAGUGUUUGAAAAGGAACAUCUAGAUGUUGACCAAUCAAAAAAGGUAUGGUCAUCUUAA
Cavenderia fasciculata is the source of this 609-nucleotide messenger RNA. RefSeq lists its product as uncharacterized. Gene Ontology annotation, cellular component: cytoplasm. Bases 1 to 609 code for a protein of 202 amino acids. The record is from RefSeq and is a predicted model, not a curated record. The transcript is spliced from 4 exons. Gene Ontology annotation, biological process: protein dephosphorylation; negative regulation of MAPK cascade. Gene Ontology annotation, molecular function: MAP kinase tyrosine/serine/threonine phosphatase activity; protein tyrosine/threonine phosphatase activity. NCBI's taxonomy places the organism in Eukaryota, Evosea, Eumycetozoa, Acytosteliales, Cavenderiaceae.